AUGUGCAUCAAUUCGGUUACGUGUGGAAGUGGCUCCACUUGCGAGUGUGUUGUGACCGCACUCCGGGAGCACUGGGACGAGGCCAAUGCCCGCGUGCUGCAGCGCAAGGCGCAGCUGGACGCCAUGCUGGGCGACUCGCAGCGGUACGAGGCGCGGCGCCGCGACGCCGACGCCUGGCUGUCGCGCAUGGAGGCCCGCCUGGCAGCCAUGCAGCCGCCAGCUAACACUGCUGAUUCGUUCCACGCUGAAGUGCAUCAAUACAAACACCAGAUUGAACUAUUUGGUCAGCUGACACAGCGCCUCAUUGCGGUGUAUCGCAAUGACGAUACAACUCGCAUCAAACGUUCCACUGAGGCUAUCAACCAUAGAUACAAUGAGCUGAACAACAGCAUUGUCGCUCGAGGCAAAGCGUUGCAUUCAGCUGUAUCAUCGCUGCAGAACUUCGACCGUUCGCUGGAGAAAUUUGUUGCUUGGCUGAGCGAGGCGGAGUCGUUGCUGGACGCUGCGGAGAGAGAUCCUCAUCUGUUAAAGUGCUGGGAACGCGCGGAAUGUGUUGUGACGAAAACUUCCCUCAAUUCGGGAACUUCCCCCAAGAAUCUCGGGUUAAUUCAUUGA
Messenger RNA from Spodoptera littoralis (African cotton leafworm), 615 nucleotides. The record is from the annotation of a GenBank genome assembly. NCBI's taxonomy places the organism in Eukaryota, Metazoa, Arthropoda, Insecta, Lepidoptera, Noctuidae.